Triticum turgidum subsp. durum (durum wheat) is the source of this 816-nucleotide messenger RNA. The record is from the annotation of a GenBank genome assembly. Lineage: Eukaryota; Viridiplantae; Streptophyta; Magnoliopsida; Poales; Poaceae.
AUGAAGAUUGUGGCAGCUGACGAGCCAAGGACGAGCAGGAGGUACGCACUGCUGCUGGCGGCCCGGGACUCGGAGUACGUGCUCAAGGUGUACGGCGGCUACUUCAACGUCUUCGUGAGUGCGUUUGGCUCUGGCGGCGGCGGCGACGGCGACGGCAACGGCGACGUCUGCGAGACGUGGGACAUGUUCCGGGCGGUGGACGGCGAGCUCCCCGACCUGGACGACGUCGGACGAUACGACGGCUUCGUCAUCAGCGGCAGCCCUUACGACGCGUACGCCGACGAGCUGUGGAUACUGCGGCUGUGCCUCCUUGUCCAGGGGGCCGUCGCCGCCCGGAAGCGCGUCCUCGGCAUCUGCUUCGGCCACCAGGUGGUAUGCCGCGCUCUGGGCGGCCGCGUCGGGAAGGCCAGGCGCGGCGGGUGGGACAUCGGCAUCCGGGAGAUGGCCAUGGCGGCGACGCUGCCGCCGUGGAGGUUCCUCGACGCGCUGCGGGACCUUCCCCAGUACGCCAAGAUCACCGAGUGCCACCAGGACGAGGUCUGGGAGGCGCCGCUGGGCGCCGACGUGCUGGCGUCAUCGGACAAGACCGGUGUGGAGAUGUUCUGCGUCGGCGACCACGUGUUGGGCAUCCAGGGCCACCCCGAGUACACCGGCGACAUACUCCUGAGCCUCGUCGACCGCCUCUCCACCAGCCAAACCAUCACCGUGUCGUUCGCUGAGGAUGUGAAGAGGCAACUGGAGGCUACUAGCCCUGACAGAGAGUUCUGGCUCAAGCUCUGCAAAAGUUUCCUCAAGACUGAAGAAUCAUACUACUAG